This is a messenger RNA of Mesorhabditis belari, 714 nucleotides long. NCBI's taxonomy places the organism in Eukaryota, Metazoa, Nematoda, Chromadorea, Rhabditida, Rhabditidae. The record is from the annotation of a GenBank genome assembly.
AUGAGCAAAACAAUUUUCGCUCUUUAUUUUUUUACAUUACUUCCAAAACAUUCGAUUGAUCUAGAAAGGUUAGACGCUGCACUCGAUCCAACCACAGAAGUCGAUGUGGCAGCGGUUGUGCUGCACGAGGAUCUUGCUCACAUCCCAAGAAAGAGGAAGGGUUUCACGUCACAGCAUAAAAGGGGAAUAAUUCGAUUUUUGGAUGCUACAGCAGCAUUUCUGAAACAUGUGGAUUUCAAAAUUGUAAAAUGUUAUUUGAUAGCUUCGAGAGGUUUUCUUAAUCAGCAAUUUAUGGAUCACUUGAUCGCAUGUGCUGAUAAUCAAGGGAAAGUUUUGGAAGAUCCGAAUAUCGCUGCAUGGUUGACUGAUACACAGGCUCAAGGAGUGGUCAAAGCAUUAAAACAAUUUUUCGAAUACAUGUCGACUGAACCAGAUCGCGCUUAUUAUGGUUACAAACAUGUAGCCGGUGCUAACGCCGAGCAAGCCAUUGAAACCUUGUUGAUAGCUUUUUUGCUUUUUCGAUCACAAGAUAUCACAAGGAAAAGAUAUGUCAAGCUUGUUGAAAAUGGAGCAAAUGUGCUAAUCUUCUCAUCUAUGCACGUCAACGGAGAGCGGCUGGCUUUACUUACAGCAUUUGCUGUGAUACUGAGAUUUGCUAUACCUGAAUUAGAUGAGGAACAAAUGAAUGAAGAUCCCGGGGAAGAGAGUAUACCA